UGGUGAUUUAAUCUUCAUGUAACGUUCAGCACUCACGGCCUUGUUCUGUGCAUCCGAUGUCGUGAGGUUGUACAGGACCGCAAACGCGUUGCCGGCCUGCGGGUAGAUGCUUGUCGGGACGUCGUUCUCGCGGAACAGGCCCUCAGCGGCGUCCCACAGCAGGCUGUUGAGCGCGGUUUGCAUUUUGGUUGCGUUGGCGAGGUAUGUGGCGGCGAGGGAGACGUUGCCGAGAUGCGUCGCCAGGUCCGUCGCGGUGACGAGCGUCUGCGACCCUCAUGAGUGCAGAUACACAAUGAGAGAGCGCGCGACAGAUGCUCACUGUUUCCGGCGCCUCCUGCCCUGCCCCAGUCAUUCGAGAAUGAAGACGGGACGGUCAUCAGGCCCGUCGAGUCCACCUGACCUUCAAGGAAGCCGACCGCCUUGGUGUAGUUUGGCCAGACAGACUUGACGAAAUCGAGGUCGCCCAUAUACAUAAAGUAGUUGUGCGUCCCGAUGAGCGACGACGAGAUGUACUUAUCGCUGCCCUGAUUGUUCAGCAGCGGCCCAGAGUACUGCAGCGCGCCGGUGGUUGGCUUCUGCGUGCGGAACAUCACCGUCAGCGAGUUCUUGGUCGGCUCCGUGUCGCUCAGCGCGACGAGCUCCGUGUGCGUGGAGAUACCGCAGUCGCCUGAUCCGUCGCGUGAUUCCGAGGCUUAGAUCGCGGCCCUG
Messenger RNA from Mycena citricolor, 708 nucleotides. Lineage: Eukaryota; Fungi; Basidiomycota; Agaricomycetes; Agaricales; Mycenaceae. The record is from the annotation of a GenBank genome assembly.